Messenger RNA from Pterocles gutturalis (yellow-throated sandgrouse), 2155 nucleotides. RefSeq names its product 2-oxoglutarate dehydrogenase-like, mitochondrial. The transcript is spliced from 15 exons. Gene Ontology annotation, cellular component: mitochondrion; oxoglutarate dehydrogenase complex. The annotation marks the transcript as partial. The record is from RefSeq and is a predicted model, not a curated record. Gene Ontology annotation, molecular function: oxoglutarate dehydrogenase (succinyl-transferring) activity; thiamine pyrophosphate binding. Lineage: Eukaryota; Metazoa; Chordata; Aves; Pterocliformes; Pteroclidae. Gene Ontology annotation, biological process: tricarboxylic acid cycle.
AACAUGAGUCAUCUGAAGUUAUUUGUGGCUACACUGAAGAGGCAUGGCACUAAACUCCUGGAAAAGCAAGAUAUAGCCGGAAGGGUAUUUUCACAUGGCCAACGGUAUGCUUCAUCAGGAACCUCAGAACCAUUCCUGAGUGGGAGUAAUUCAAAUUAUGUGGAGGAAAUGUAUUACGCAUGGCUUGAAAACCCUAAAAGUGUACAUAAGUCCUGGGAUUUGUUUUUCCGAAAUGCUAAUGCUGGCCAAGCAUAUGAUCCCCAUCUACCAGAUCAGUUGGAAAGAAAGGCAUCGUUUCUUCAGAGCCAUGGCCUGGCCCAGACACCAGGUAAAGCUGAAAAGGUUGUUGAAGAUCACCUUGCUGUGCAAUCUUUGAUAAGAGCAUACCAAAUUCGCGGCCAUCAUGUGGCUCAGCUGGAUCCCCUUGGAAUUCUGGAUGCAGACUUGGAUUCAUUUGUUCCAUCUGACUUAAUCACUACAAUCGAUAAACUUGGGUUUUAUGGUUUGCAUGAAUCAGAUUUGGACAAAGUCUUCCAACUGCCUACGACCACCUUCAUAGGAGGAAAUGAGAACAGUCUUUCUUUACGAGACAUCAUCAAACGGCUGGAGAAUACCUACUGCCAACACAUUGGCUUGGAGUUUAUGUUCAUCAAUGAUGUGGAACAGUGCCAGUGGAUCCGUCAGAAGUUUGAGACUCCAGGAGUUAUGAAGUUUACUAAUGAGGAAAAAAGGACUCUGUUGGCAAGGCUGGUGCGCUCAAUGAGAUUUGAAGACUUCCUUGCUCGCAAGUGGUCUUCCGAAAAGAGAUUUGGUUUGGAAGGAUGUGAAGUAAUGAUUCCUGCACUUAAGACCAUCAUCGAUAAAUCCAGUGAAAUGGGAAUUGAAUAUGUUAUAAUGGGGAUGCCUCAUAGAGGUAGGCUGAAUGUAUUGGCUAAUGUAAUACGAAAAGAGCUGGAGCAGAUCUUCUGUCAGUUUGAUCCCAAACUUGAAGCAGCUGAUGAGGGAUCUGGGGAUGUAAAAUAUCAUCUGGGAAUGUAUCAUGAGAGGAUCAACCGAGCAACAAACAAGAAAAUCACUCUGUCCCUGAUGGCUAACCCUUCUCACUUGGAAGCGGUUGAUCCUGUUGUGCAAGGGAAGACAAAAGCCGAACAGUUUUAUCGAGGGGAUACGGCAGGGAAAAAGGUUAUGUCCAUAUUAUUACAUGGGGAUGCUGCCUUUGCAGGACAAGGAGUGGUUUAUGAGACAUUUCAUCUUAGUGACCUCCCAUCCUACACCACAAAUGGCACUAUUCAUGUUGUGGUCAACAACCAGAUUGGCUUCACCACAGACCCCCGUAUGGCCCGUUCAUCUCCAUAUCCUACUGAUGUUGCUCGUGUGGUUAAUGCUCCCAUUUUUCACGUAAAUGCUGAUGACCCUGAAGCAGUCAUGUAUGUGUGCAGUGUAGCUGCAGAAUGGCGAAACACAUUCAAUAAAGAUGUAGUGGUUGACUUGGUUUGUUACCGUAGGAGAGGACACAAUGAAAUGGAUGAACCAAUGUUCACCCAGCCUCUAAUGUACAAGCAGAUUCAUAAACAGGUGCCGGUGUUGAAGAAGUAUGCUGACAAACUGAUUGCAGAUGGGACUGUAACCUUGCAGGAGUUUGAGGAAGAAAUUGCAAAGUAUGAUAGAAUAUGUGAAGAAGCAUAUACCAGAUCUAAAGAUAACAAGAUCCUACAUAUAAAGCAUUGGCUUGAUUCACCUUGGCCUGGAUUCUUUAACAUGGAUGGAGAACCCAAGAGCAUGUCUUGUCCUCCAACUGGCAUUUCAGAAGAUCUGCUGACUCACAUUGGCAAUGUAGCUAGUUCAGUGCCAGUCAAAGACUUCAAAAUACAUGCAGGACUCUCUCGGAUUUUGAAAGCCCGCUUGGAAAUGACCAAGAACAGGGUUGUUGACUGGGCAUUAGCAGAAUACAUGGCUUUUGGCUCUUUUCUGAAAGAAGGGAUCCAUGUCCGACUAAGUGGACAGGAUGUGGAGAGGGGUACUUUUAGCCAUCGUCAUCACGUGCUUCAUGAUCAAGAAGUUGACAAGAGAACGUGUGUUCCCAUGAAUCACCUCUGGGAGCAGCAGGCCCCCUAUACUGUGUGCAACAGCUCCCUUUCCGAAUAUGGUGUCUUAG